AUGCACGUCGGGCAAAAGCUCCAAGAACAGGCGGCCUCCGGCCGACCUGGAAUUUCCUUUGAAUACUUUCCCCCCAAGACUGCACAAGGUGUUCAGAACCUAUACGACCGUAUGGACCGCAUGCAUGAUCUGGGCCCAGCUUUCAUCGACGUCACCUGGGGUGCAGGCGGCAGCCGAUCUGAAUUGACUUGUGAAAUGGUCCGAAUUGCACAGACAGUCUUUGGUUUAGAGACCUGCAUGCACUUGACAUGCACCGAUAUGCCUCGCGAACGUGUUGACGCCGCCCUUGAAGCUGCCUAUCACGCCGGUUGCACAAACAUCCUCGCCCUACGUGGAGACCCGCCUCGUGAACAGGAAAAAUGGGAGGCUGCAGAGGGAGGCUUUCGAUAUGCCAAGGACUUGGUCAAAUACAUUCGGGAGAAAUAUGGGAACCAUUUCGAUAUUGGCGUUGGUGGAUAUCCGGAGGGAGCUGAUGAUAAUUCUGAUGUGGAUCAAUUGAUUGACCAUUUGAAGGAAAAGGUAGAUGCGGGGAGUACAUUCAUUGUCACACAAAUGUUUUACGAUGUGGACAAUUUCUUGAACUGGGUGGACAAGUGUCGUGCAAAGGGAAUAAAUGCCGCUAUUAUUCCUGGCAUUAUGCCCAUUUCAACAUACGAUGCUUUUAUGCGUCGUUCGAAUUGGACAAAGAUCCGCAUUCCUCCAGAUUGGCUGGAAAAGCUUGAACCAGUCAAAGCCGAUGACGCCAAAGUCCGAGAGAUUGGUACGAAGUUAGUGGCUGAAAUGUGCCGUAAACUGUUGGGAUCUGGCCAAAUCCACCACCUUCAUUUCUACACCAUGAACCUUGCACAAGCUACCCGUCUCAUCCUAGAAGAAUUGAGACUUCUACCGUCUGAAGAAUCUCCUCUCCACAAGCCUCUGCCGUGGCGACGAUCCCUCGGUCUACGCCGACGCAGCGAAGACGUUCGUCCGAUCUUCUGGCGGAACAGGAAUGCUUCUUAUAUUGCCCGCACAGCCGAUUGGGACGAAUACCCCAACGGACGCUGGACCGACGCUCGUUCCCCCGCUUUUGGCGAGUUGAACGCUUACGGCGUGCGACUGAAAGGAACAAACGAACAAAACAUUAAACUCUGGGGCGCACCAAAAUCUAUCAAGGACCUUUCCGAAAUCUUUCUGCGUUACCUGAACGGCAAAUUGGACAGGCUGCCAUGGAGCGACCAAUCCGUCACUCUCGAGACCAGCGACAUUCAGAAUGAGCUUCUCGAUUUGAAUAGACGCGGUUUCCUCACCAUCAAUUCGCAACCCGCCGUAAACGGCGUCAAAUCAAACGAUCCCGUCCACGGCUGGGGACCCCGCAACGGCUUCGUGUAUCAAAAAGCAUACCUCGAACUCCUCGUUCCACCGGAACACGUCGACGAAAUUCUACGACGAAUUGAGAAGAAUCCCGAUCUCACAUACUACUGCGUCAACAAGACCGGAGAACUCAAAGCGCGAAGUGACGAAGGCCCCAACGCCGUAACUUGGGGCAUCUUUGCUUCCAAGGAGAUUAUUCAGCCUACAAUUGUCGAGAGUGUGAGCUUCAUGGCCUGGAAGGAUGAGGCUUACCAGCUCGGCGAUGACUGGGCCAAAUGUCAUCCUGCAGAUAGCCCGAGCCGGAAACUUUUGCAGCGGGUUAUGGAUGAGUGGUACAUUCUCAAUAUCGUGAACAACGACUUCCACAAAAAGGACGACAUCUUCCGCCUCUUCGACGGCCUUGUCAUCAAAGACUUUGAGACUGAAGUCGUCACCACCGCCCCUGUAGUCACCGACGGCACUAAUUAA
Talaromyces amestolkiae is the source of this 1818-nucleotide messenger RNA. RefSeq lists its product as uncharacterized. The transcript has 3 exons. The record is from RefSeq and is a predicted model, not a curated record. Gene Ontology annotation, biological process: tetrahydrofolate interconversion. Gene Ontology annotation, cellular component: cytosol. Gene Ontology annotation, molecular function: methylenetetrahydrofolate reductase [NAD(P)H] activity; FAD binding. Lineage: Eukaryota; Fungi; Ascomycota; Eurotiomycetes; Eurotiales; Trichocomaceae. The coding region runs from base 1 to 1818 and encodes 605 amino acids.